CCUCAUUCACUUCCCUUGAUAUCAGCCAGACCGUCCGUCAGUUUGAAAAUCAAACACGCGAGUGACAGACGUGUAAUGUGUUAUUAAAAAAAUCGUUUUUUUUUUAAUAGUUAGUGAAGUGUCAAAUGUAAAUAAAAUGUCAGCAUUGUUAAAAAAUGUUACCAAUUGCAUAUGGCAUGCGUUCGACUCAUUGCAAGUUAACCAAGCGGUCCAUAAAUCGAAAUUAAAGGUGUUAACAGCAAAUAUCGGCACAUUACUAGACCUGUACGGCGUGGAAAAGGGCCUGGAUCACUACCGGUCGUCCCAGGAGUUGACCUUCGACGAGUUCCGCUAUUACCUACAGCACGAAGUGUUUAGCUCCCUCCCUAAGACCUUGAACCUGCCUGUCGCUAGAGAAUUUGAAAAGAAGAUUAGUGAAGUAUGUUGGUUUGUUUGCAAGAAAAAUUUGCUGACGCGAGACAAACCAAUCUUCAGCGAUGACUCUGUAUUCAAGUUGUUCAGGAUUUUUUGUCUGCUGGCUGAUCUGGUGCAGGAUGCCGACGACUCCAGUCAUUAUAUCGUCGUACUACAACCCUCAGAAGCAGGUAUAAUCGCUGAGCAACUUGUCCACUGCCUUGGUCUACGAUGGGACGCAGCCGACUGGGAAGCCCUUGGAUCUUCUAUAGGGCACUUUAAAUGGGCUGCAUUUUUAGCCGUACUAGAAGCGAAGUACUGCUGUGACCAGCAACUACACUCAGAAGCCUUAUUAGAAGCGGUAGCUGAAAUAUAUGAUGUAUUCAUUGAAGAUAUUAUAAAAAAGGGCUAUCUUUUCAAACGCGGCUACCUCCUACCUACCAUGCGAGAAUACUGGUGCGUCCUUCAGCCCUGCGCCCUCACAUACUACAAAAGUUCCUCUCAAAAAGAACAGUGUGGAAGGAUCGCCAUAGACGAAUAUUGUUCCGUAGAGGCAUCGGUUGGGGAUGGAAAAAUACAACGGUUUCAGCUCGUCACUCCCGAGAGAACCUUCGAGUUUGGGACUCAGGACCACAAGAGUCGCCUACAAUGGCUCUCGGCAUUACGCCAAGCAGCAGCAGUCUCUAGUGGUGCCGACGGCUACCAACGCCGCGCACGCGCGGGCAGGCGGGGGGCGGGCGCGAGGCGUGAGCAGGAGGUGAAGGAAGCGCGCGCGCGGCUGCAGCUGGAAGUGCGGGCGAGACUGGCGGCCGAGGCGCAGGCUCAGGAGUUAGCAGAAUUAGCACAACAAGAUAACAAAAAAUUAGAAGAAUUAAAGAAUGCCCAAGCGGAACUAGAAAGACUUCUACAGGAGGAAACACAAGCGAAAAGAGAUGAAGAAAUUGUUAGAGCAUUACAAGCAAGAGUAUUAGCAGAAGAAUGGGAAAGGCGAGAAGAAUUAGAAAGACUGCAGGAAGAACAGAAUAAAAUGCUAGAAGAAGAAAGACUGAAACGAAAACAAUUCGAAAUGCUUCAAGCAGAAAAAGAGGCGCAAUAUAGAGAAGCAGAACGUCGCCUCAAGGAGCUGGAGCAAGAGAAACAGAAGUUAGACGCUGAAUUAAAAGCAGCUCAGAACAAGAUCUCCCAAACUGAACACAACGCACACGCACUCCACGUCCAGUUACGAGAUCUAAACCCAGUGCUACGUAACGGCGAACGUGCCAGGCGUGCAAUAUCAUUUGUACCCACAACGAAAAGUUCCUCGGACACUCUAAUCGACCUCCGAGCUCUUAGACACUAAGACACAAGGACAUAGAGAAAUUAACCAUAUCCAAAACAUCAAGGUGUCUUCCGACAGAUAUAGACUCGCCAGAACUGAUAUAAGGGCAGACAUUUAUAAUAAAUAAAAUUUUAAAAAUUUGAUGUAACCAGUUAUAUACGUUAUAGCUGAA
This is a messenger RNA of Melitaea cinxia (Glanville fritillary), 1883 nucleotides long. RefSeq names its product switch-associated protein 70-like. Lineage: Eukaryota; Metazoa; Arthropoda; Insecta; Lepidoptera; Nymphalidae. The coding region runs from base 137 to 1732 and encodes 531 amino acids. Gene Ontology annotation, cellular component: nucleus; cytoplasm. The record is from RefSeq and is a predicted model, not a curated record. The transcript has 10 exons.